AUGGCUGGUUGUGGUUGGCAUAAUGGUGGUGUCCAUGCAACAACUCCUCUGUUGUGUUAUGCAAUGGGAACCAUUUUGUUCUUCUUGAUAAUCCCUCUUGCACAUGCUCAGCCUGUGUGUUUUGAUUACCCCAACUUUUUAAAUGUUGAUCAAAAGCAGUUAAACAUUGAAGGAGAUGCUUCUAUUUCAGGUUCUCGCAUUGAGCUCACAGCAAACACAACGGGCCUAGUAAGCGAAUGGUUUGGGAGUGUUGGGCGGAUCACAAGAUCCAACCUUAUUCAUAUUUGGCAAAAAGACUUCACAACCAACUUUUCCUUCAUUGUUUCUUCAAAUAACAGUGCUUUUGGAGAUGGUUUGGCAUUCUUCCUAGCAAGCCCAAAUCUCCCAAGUACAACAGAUUUAGGAGGCGGAGGAGGUCUUGGUCUUCUUCCUGCAGGCAUACCUGUCUCCAUUGAUCCCUAUUCAUUUGUGGCAGUGGAAUUUGACACUUACCAAGAUUAUUGGGACCCACCUUACCAGCAUGUGGGUGUGAAUAUCAACUCUAUGAAGUCUGAAAAACAAAAGAAAUGGUUUAUAGAUGUUGCAGAAGGCGAUGUUUGUUACUGUAGUGUUCAAUACAGUUCAGGAAAUAAUAAUUUAAAUGUUUCUUUCACUGUACGCAAAAUCGGUGAUGGGCCUAUAACACAGACUCCACAGUUCUUUUCAUACCACAUUGAUAUCACAGAGCACUUACCAGAGUCGGUUUAUGUUGGCAUAUCAGCUGCAACAGGAACAUAUUUUGAGGAACAUACCCUGCUUUCAUGGUCAUUUAGGACAAGCCAUCCAAUUCAUGUCCAUCCUAAGAAGGAAAGCAAGUUAAGCAAGAAAAAAUUAUUGGAAGGAAUCGGAAUCGGAAUCGGUGUAGGUUUAUCUUUGAGUUUAGUAGGGUUGGUCCACAUUUUAUUACCGAAGAAGAAUAAAGGAUAUGAAGAAGAACCAACAUCGGAAACCAGUUCUGAUCUUAAGAUGGAUGCUGAAUUCCUCCAAAGCAGCACUGGACCUAAAAAGAUUAGUUAUUAUGAAUUGGCAUCUGCAACAAACAACUUCGAUGAGACAAAAAAGCUUGGGCAAGGUGGUUUUGGCGGUGUUUAUAAAGGCUAUUUGAAAGACUCUAGCUCCUUUGCUGCUAUAAAGAGGAUAUCAGCAAAUUCUAGGCAGGGUAUAAAGCAAUACGAAGCAGAAGUUAAGAUCAUUAGCCAAUUGAGGCAUAGGAAUUUGGUAAAACUCACUGGUUGGUGUCACAAGAAGAAUGAUCUCCACUUGAUAUACGAGUACUUGCCUAAUGGAAGCUUAGACUCUCAUCUUUUUCGCGGAGAAAGCAUCUUGCCGUGGCAGGUGAGGUACAACAUAGCUCUGGGCUUGGCUUCAGCAUUGUUUUACCUUCAGGAAGGAUGGGAAAAAUGUGUGCUUCAUAGGGACAUCAAAUCAAGCAACAUAAUGUUGGACUCCAACUUCAAUGCUAAGCUUGGCGAUUUUGGCCUAGCUAGGCUGGUUGAUCAUGAGAAAGGGUCACAAACCUCAGUUGUGGCUGGGACCAUGGGUUACCUUGCUCCUGAAUAUAUAAACACAGGCAAGGCUAGAAAGGAAUCAGACAUAUUCAGUUUUGGGGUUGUUUUGUUGGAGUUAGCCAGUGGAAGAAAAGCCAUUCACCACAAUGAAAAGGAGGGUGAAGUAUCAUUAGUUGAGUGGAUUUGGGAGCUUUAUGGAAUUAGAAAUCUGCUUGCAGCAGCAGACCCAGAGCUAUGUGGGGCAUUUGAUGUGCAGCAAAUGGUAUGUUUACUGGUAGUUGGGUUAUGGAGUGCUAAUCCAGAUUGCACAUCCAGACCCUGUAUAAGAAAAGUGAUUAAGGUGCUUGAUUUUGAAGCUCCAUUACCAAUUCUCCCACAACAGAUGCCUGUUCUAGCAUAUCUCCCUCCAACAACAAAAGAAUUUUUUUAUUCAGUUUCAUCUUCCUCUCCUACAAUUUCUGCUACCGCUGCCAAUUAUGUUGCUCAAAUGAAUAUGCUUCCAAUGCUUAAUGGGGCAAAUUUCAAGUUGUGGAAAGAGAAUGUGAAAAUUGUUCUCGGCCACAUGGAUCUCGACAAUGCGCUAAGGACUGAGAAACCCACUUCCACUCAGGAAAAUCCAAAAACGGAUAAAAUUGAGAAGUGGGAACGCUCAAAUCGCAUGUGUCUGAUGAUCAUGAAACGUUGCGUUCCGGAGGCGUUUAGGGGCUCGAUUGUUGAGACUACUGAUGCCAAGUUGUUUCUGAAGGAACUCGAGCAAUACUUUGCUCGAAAUGAAAAGGCUGAAAUUGGUCAAACCUUGUCCAAACUCAUAAACAUGCGGUAUAAAGGAAAGGGAAACAUAAGGGAGCAUAUUAUGGAAAUGUCUAAUCUUGCUGGAAAACUAAAGGCAUUAAAGUUAGAGCUGCCCUAUGAGUUGCUUAUGUACUUAGUUAUUAUCUCUCUUCCUGCACAAUACAGUCAAUUUGUGUUAGGCAAGAAAAUUAAGGCCAUCAGAUCUGAUCGUGGUGGUCAAUACUAUGGUAGAUCUGAUGGAUCGGGUGAACAACGUCCAAGGCCCUUUGCGAUCUUCCUAAAGGAGUAUGGAAUCGUGCCGCAAUACACAAUGCCAGGUAAACCUAGCAUGAAUGGUGUUGCGGAAAGGCGAAACCGGACUCUUAAAGACAUGAAAAUUUAG
This is a messenger RNA of Gastrolobium bilobum, 2721 nucleotides long. RefSeq names its product L-type lectin-domain containing receptor kinase IX.1-like. Bases 1 to 2721 code for a protein of 906 amino acids. Gene Ontology annotation, biological process: DNA integration; protein phosphorylation. Gene Ontology annotation, cellular component: plasma membrane. The record is from RefSeq and is a predicted model, not a curated record. The transcript has 4 exons. Gene Ontology annotation, molecular function: protein kinase activity; ATP binding; nucleic acid binding. Lineage: Eukaryota; Viridiplantae; Streptophyta; Magnoliopsida; Fabales; Fabaceae.